AUGACAUUUAAAGAUAUUGCUGAAGCUAGGAAAGUUAUAAAUAUGUAUACACUUGCAAAUGGUUAUGGGUUAGAGCAAGUUAAAAGUGACCCAACUAGGCUUAGGUACAUUUGUCAAGCUGGCUGCCGUUUUGUAUGCCACAUAUCUAGGAAUACUUCGGGGGGUGGGGCUGAAUUCAGGACUUUACAUUCUGAGCACACUUGUGAACCUGCAUAUGAGAAUCAUAGGGUUAAUGCCAAGACCAUUGCUGAAUACUUCAAGAGAGGGUUACAAGAAAAUCCAACCAUUAAGGUUAAAGAGAUGAGGGCAAGCUUGAAGGCCGCAUUUAAUGUAAAUGUUAGUGAGUCAAAGUGUAAGAGGGCAAAAAAAUUGAUUUUGGAGAAUCUGGAAGCUAGUUUUACUGAUGAGUAUAAUAAGUUGGUUGCAUAUGUUAAUGAAUUGAAGUGUAGUAAUCCUGGAAGUGAUGUAGUAGUUAACUUAUCAAAGAAUGCUCUUGCUGAAGGCAAGAAAAGGUUCCUAAGGAUGUAUAUAUGUUUUCAUGCAAUGAAGAUGGGGUUUAAGAGUGGGUUGAGGCCCUUUAUAGGGUUGGAUGGAACUUUUUUGAAAGGGAAAGUUAAGGGUCACCUGUUGGUGGCAGUCGGUCAAGACUCUGCAAACCACUUUUAUCCAUUAGCUUGGGCUAUUGUGGAUAAAGAAACAAAAGUCACAUGGAAGUGGUUUUUAACUCUUCUGCAAAUGUCUUUGGACCUUAAGAUGGGUGAAGGAAUCACUUUCAUCUCAGAUAUGCAAAAGGGGCUAAUUGACUCAAUCUCAGGAGUGCUUCCUGAAGCACACCACAGAUAUUGUGUUAGACACAUAGAAGCAAAUUGGUGCAAGAGAUGGGGAUAUGGGGAAUAUAAGAAAUAUAUGUGGUGGGCAGCUUGGAGUACCUAUGAGGAGGACUUCCAAGAUCAGUUGAAGAGUAUGAGCCAAGUGGAUGAUGAUGGUAAAGCUGCUGUUGAAGAUUUGUUAAGGUAUCCACCUACCUGCUGGAGUAGGGCCUUCUUUGAUACUACAUGCAAGAACCAGUCAAUUGAUAAUAACUUGACUGAGUCCUUCAAUGCAUGGAUACUGCAAGCUAGACAGAAGCCAAAUAUAAAGAUGUUAGAGGAGAUAAGAAUCAAGGUUAUGAAUAUGUUGAAUGAUAAUGAAGCCGAAGUUAUGGGGUGGGAAGGUGAGUACAGUCCUAAGACUCUAAACUUGUAUAACCAAUUUAUGAGGAUUGCACAAAAAUGCCAUGUGAAUGGCAGUGCUGACCAAGGUUAUGAGGUGACAGAAGGUAGUGAUAGGUAUAUUGUCAAUCUGGGGGCAAAAAAAUGCACUUGCAGGACAUGGGACCUUUGUGGAAUCCCAUGUCCUCAUGCAAUUUGUGCCCUCUUGUACAAGAAGCAAGAUCCUUUGAGUGAGAUUCACUGGUUUCUUUCAAAAGAGGUAUAUCUCCAGACUUAUUCUCAUAAGUUGCAACCUGUGAGAGGAGAAAAGUUCUGGAAGAUAGAGCCCUCUCAGAAAAUGGACCCACCUGAAUUUGUAAGGCAAGCUGACAGACCAAAAGUAAAAAGAACAAGAGAGGCAAAUGAGUCAACCAAUAGGCAAGGGCAAUGGUCUCAAUCCAGAAAAGGGAGAGUCAUGACAUGUAAUAACUGUGGAGAAGCUGGACAUAAUGCUAGGGGUUGUGCCAAGCACUCUAAAGGAAAACAACCAAUGGGUGGAAAUUCAAGGAGAAAGCAGAACAAAAAGCAAAGAACUUUGGUUGAUGAACCUGUUGCUGAACAGCCUACAUCACCAGCAGCUGGAUGUCUCCUAACUGAAGAUGACUUCCAUUUAUCAGCACCCCAGCCAAGUCAAAACAGUCAGUCCAACAACUUUGUGUUUAUGCCAACCCUUACUGUUCAACAGCAACUUCCAACUAGCAAUGAUCCAGAUUUUGAGAUCCCUAACUUUGAACCUGAGCCUGACAUAGCUGUAAGGCAAAAGAGCAUCUCAGAAGCAACGACAAGACUCCAGCUGAGGCAGCAAAGUAUACCAAUUGCAACUAGGCAAAUUGGAUUUGUUGGUGAUUCAAGUGGUGCAAGUCAGCCUUCAAAGCUUACUUUCUCAGCAAAAGGCCUAACAUGGCUGGGAAAAUCUGCCAUCACUGGAAAUCAGUUGAACAAGCAAAGGUUGAAGAAGUUGAAUGCAAGAAAGGGUAGUGGUAAAGAGCAAAAAGGUUGAAGAAGUUGCUUCAAGCAUUGAACAUUUGUAAAUUUUUGGAUGUGUUGUAAUUACUGCCAUGUCAGUAAACUUUAUAUUUUGGUUGUGGUUGUUUAGUUGUGACAAUUGGAUGCCAUGAUAUAGCUAGGUGUUAGACAUCUUUUUGGGGUUAUAAUAUGGUAUCCGACUGUCUUAUAAACUCACUUUAUGAAUGUUGAUAG
This is a messenger RNA of Nicotiana attenuata, 2450 nucleotides long. RefSeq lists its product as uncharacterized. Gene Ontology annotation, biological process: DNA transposition. The record is from RefSeq and is a predicted model, not a curated record. The transcript has 3 exons. Gene Ontology annotation, molecular function: DNA binding; zinc ion binding; transposase activity. The coding region runs from base 1 to 2250 and encodes 749 amino acids. Lineage: Eukaryota; Viridiplantae; Streptophyta; Magnoliopsida; Solanales; Solanaceae.